AUGGCGGUAACACACCGGGGAGACGGGGCCGUUCUCCUCAUUUUUCCGGAGAUCAUGAGAACGGAAAAGAUCCCUUCGAUCGUCGACUUCCUCCUCGACAAGGACUUCGACAUCAUCCGGGAAAAGGAAUUCUGCUUCACGCACACUGAAGCGGCGCGGUUCUUCGAGGAGACUCCGGCGUCGACGGAGAGGUCGGUUUUUAUUUCUCAAGUUUGCUCCGGCCUGGUCCGCCUCCAAGUUCUUCAGCACCCCGAGGGUCUGACCGUCUCGCGUCUCCUCGACGUAGUCGGCCCAGAAGAUGUUCAAGAGGCGAAGAAGGCGCAAGAAUCGGGUCAUCCAAAAGCUCAUGUGUUCGAGCCGGCAUUACCUAACCCGUUCAUUCUCGUUAGGUUUGUUGACAGGUGUCCAGUCGAGAGGACGUUCGCGAUGAUCAAACCGGACGCCGUGGCUGCCGGGGCGUUUGAGCAGAUCAGAGACGAAAUCCUGGAUUCGGGACUCGACAUCAUUUGCCAGAGGCACCUGCGCUUAACUGAAACAGCAGUCGAUGCUGUGUACGAAGAGCACAAAGAUAAGCCUUUCUUCGACGAUCUUCGCCUGUUUCUCACAGGCUCGGAUGGAGUAGCGGUCUUGAUUCUCGAGGGCCAGGCAGCGAUCAGAAGAUGGACGCUGCUUUGCGGCCCAGCCGACAGCGCCCGAGCGCGCCGAAUCGCGAAGGGAACACUCCGCGCCCGCUUUGGCUCAGAUGCCACGCAAAACGCCGUUCACGGAUCGGGCAGCGCGGCGGAGGUGGAGAGAGCGAUGAGGCUCUUCUUCACGGAACCAGACUUUGCUCUUGAGAGGACGUUUGCGCUGAUCAAGCCCGAUGGAAUGGCAGCGGCAAUCCGACACUCCAUCUUGGAGGAAAUUCAAAAGAAAAGAAUGCAAAUCAUCUGUCGAAAAGAAUUCCAAUUGGACAAACAAGGCAUUCUUCAACUCUACGCUGCGCACCACAGAGAGCCGUACUUUGCGGAGUUGAGCGAGUUCCUCGCGAGCGGGCCUGUGACGGCUCUCAUCCUCAUGCGUGUCGGCGCAGUGGCGGUUUGGAGGGACACCGUGGGCGUGAGAAAAGACUUGACGGCGCCGCCAAGAGGCAAAAGUUUGCGCGGCUUGUAUUCGAAGAAUCGCCUACGCAACGUCGUCCACGCCUCCGAGACGCGAAACCAAGCAGAACAGUCGAUCGCGUUCUUCUUCCCCGAACUGCCGCUCUACCCCAUCCCGCAGGCGGAGUACAUCAACGACUACGUCUUUCUCAAACGGGCUGCGCCUGGAAAGACGAUUGAGCGCGAACCGGUGUCGCGCGGCACGGUCCCCCCGACGCUGCAAAUCCUCAUCUCCAAGGGGCUUGAGGCGCUGUGUGCGGUGAAGCCUCAAGGCCUCGCAGCCGUUUCGUACCUGGCCGACUGGCUUGAAAAAAACGCCCGGCAGCAGGACGUGGGAAGGCAGCUCACCGUUGACCCGACAGAGCCGCCCAAGAGAACCAUCAUCACGGUCGAAGAAGGGAAGGAAAUGCCCCACGUUUUGCGGGAUUCGUUGCCGAGGCCGCCGUUCUUUGUGAGAAUCGUCGGCGGGCCGCUCUCAGGGAAACAGACUCUGAGCAAGCGAAUCGCUGACGAAACCGGAUUCGUCGCUCUCAGUUUCAAGGACGUGGCGGCGAAGGAGAUUGCCUCGAAGUCAGCUCUUGGGCAGUUGCUGGAGCCGAUAGUUCGUGUCGGGGAAAUGCCGCCGGCGAGUGUCGAAGCCCGACUGUGGAAGUCGGCGUUCCUGGAGCACAGCGGCAACAACAGGGUUGUUAUCACCAGCAGCCGUCUCUCACUGGAACGGGCCAAGAGUCUCGACAGGGAACUGGGCGGCGUUCCGGCCCUCGUCGUCUUCAUCGGUUGCCCCCGCGAACUUCUCGUCUCCCGCGCAGCCAAGGCAGGUGCUCUGGCCCACGUGGAACAGAUCGACGAGAGUCUCCAACAUCUUGCAGACGUCAAAGAGUACUACCAACGACUUGGAAAGGUCUUUGUCGUUGACGGGGCGUUGUCGGCGGCGGAAAUGUUUCAGCAAGUUCGGCAUCUGUUUCUGCCUGUGGUAACCUACCUGCUGGCGCCUCCGGGGCUUCCCUCGAACGAAAUCGCAAAGGAGCUGGAAGGCGAAGAUGCGAAGCACGUCGACGUGCUGAGUCUGCUGCAAGACCGCGCGAGGCCUGUCGCUGUCGCGCACACUCUCACGUCGGCGUCGGCUGUUUGUCCGCUCCUUGUCGACAACCUCAGAGAACUGCAAAACCAGGGCAACGACCAGUUCGUUAUCACCGAUUUCCCGCUAACUGUCAAGCAGAUGAGAUUCGUCGAAGAACAAGUGCCAUGUACAGUCCGAGCAGUUCGCAUCCGUGCGUCGCCGACCACUCUGAAAGCCUUGGAAAAUGCUGGAAACUCCUCGCUGAAGGCUCUCGAGACAAGGCGAAAAGCGUUUCGAUCCCAAGACAUGAAUGCUGUUUUUGCUGACCUCGAGGCUCGGAGAGUCUUACAAACGGUCGAUUGCGAUGUUCUGCGAGAGUGUCCCUUAGCAGCGACGAGCCGCUCUGUGGGGCGGAGACUCCUCGAUCUGCUGUCUCCCCUCGGCCCUCGCGCGACGAUCGUCGUGGGACCUCCCGGCUACGACGCAGCUCCUCUCGCUCUCGCACUCUCCAAAUACAAGAAAAAAGCGCUCUUCCUCGACUGCGACGCUUUACAAACUCAUGCACUGGAGACGGGGAGCUGCCAGACGCUGCCAGCGAUGGCCGACCCGCGCACUUGUGCGCGGACGGUUCGAGCGGCGCUUCACCGCAUGCGAAGCGAAUCUGCCGUUUUAAUCAAUUUGCCUCGCACUUGGGGAGAUGCGGAGUUGAGUAGCUUCGACGAGAGCGUCCACGUCGAACAGGUUGUCCGUGUCCGAGGCGCCUCGCAGCUGGAUCCUGCGUCUCGGCCCGAGGACACGGAAGCCCAACGUCGCUUUCUGCAAAUCGUGACACAAUAUUUCAACAAAAAGCUGAAAGUGAUCGAAGUUCGAAACGAGGCCGAUAGGAGUGCCGAAGACCUCGCGACCGAGAUCGUGAGAGGGACGCAGCCGAGCGUUGUCGCUGUCGGCGCACCUCCGACAAUCGACACCCGAGACGUGGCGAAGAGCCUCUGCGACAUACUGCAGUAUAAGAUCCUCCCAGAUAUCGAGGCUCUGGUUCCGUCUGUGGCGCGGGCGGAGAUGCGCGAUCUUUCGCAGAAGAAGAUGAAAGCGGUCCUCGACAGUCCAAGUCUUCUCGCCGCGACGGUAGCGAAGGCCCUUAAAGCCGAUGCUGAACUGCAAGGCUGCGGCUGCGUUCUCUUGGGCUACCCAAAGACAGUUGAGCAGGCUUCUGCCUUGCUCAAGCACGGCGUCAAACUCGAGAAAUUUGUUCAAGUUACCAUCUCCGCGGAGGCAGUCUUGCAGCGUCUCAGUGAAAAUGAAGAUCCGCCGGAAGUCGACCAGGAAGAGCUAGAAAGCAGCCUCAACGCGUACUACGUCAACGAAGACUCGCUUAGCCGGUUCUUCGAGGCCCGCGGGGAGUUGGUGAAACUGGACGGGACUUCCGCGACGCUGGCUGAAGCCUGCGCUGCCGCAUUCAGGCCUCGCGUUGUUCUCUUUCCAAGUGCCCAUCUCCAUUCUUCUCUCGCGAGACAAGUCGCGUCGGCUGUGGCAAAAACCCGACACGCGCGGGUUGUCGACGUCGCCCAGUUCCACGUCCCAGAGACCCGCAAAGGCGCAGCACCAGAGGAAGGCGUUUUCCGCGAUUUACCUCUCGACAGCGAAGCUGGCGUCUUUGCUCAGCUGCUUCAACUCCAACAAGCAUGCACUAUUGACGGCUUGGUAUUGUUGGACCUUCCCGCGGCCGCUUUCGAUACUUUGGGGUGCCUCCCAGACCUCGUUGAGACACUCGCUCUCUCGGUUCCUCAAGUUGUCCAACAUGCUUAUACAGUCAACGAUCUUCUUUUCUCCGUCUUGGGAGAAAACGUGAAAGACAAAGUUCGCCUGACACUUCGCAGUGACCAAACAAUUAAGGAAAUCAAGGCGACUGUGAAAGCACAGCUAGGCCCCGCCGCCGAGCUGGCGGCGACGAGAGCGAUGAACUGA
Neospora caninum is the source of this 4164-nucleotide messenger RNA. RefSeq names its product MGC78790 protein, related. The coding region runs from base 1 to 4164 and encodes 1387 amino acids. Gene Ontology annotation, biological process: UTP biosynthetic process; CTP biosynthetic process; GTP biosynthetic process. The transcript has 31 exons. Gene Ontology annotation, molecular function: nucleoside diphosphate kinase activity. Lineage: Eukaryota; Apicomplexa; Conoidasida; Eucoccidiorida; Sarcocystidae. The record is from RefSeq and is a predicted model, not a curated record.